Messenger RNA from Mustela lutreola (European mink), 2210 nucleotides. Its product is annotated as nuclear RNA export factor 2-like. Gene Ontology annotation, cellular component: cytoplasm; nucleus. Gene Ontology annotation, molecular function: RNA binding; protein binding. Lineage: Eukaryota; Metazoa; Chordata; Mammalia; Carnivora; Mustelidae. The coding region runs from base 49 to 2016 and encodes 655 amino acids. The transcript is spliced from 22 exons. The record is from RefSeq and is a predicted model, not a curated record. Gene Ontology annotation, biological process: poly(A)+ mRNA export from nucleus.
UGAAAAUCGAAGGCUCCUGAACCCUGAAGUCACUUAGAUCUUUCUGUCAUGUGGACCCUGCCGGUCAAGUCUCUGGAAGUCAGCACUUCCAGAUUUGAUACACAAAAUACUAUGUCCAAAAGGCAGCAACAACAAAAAUAUGUUCUUCCAUCAGAUAAAUAUGAGACAUAUAGAAAUGAAGAAUACAAUGAUGGUGAUAGCUCACCUCAAGGAAGAAAGAAAAUUUGGAGUUCAUUCCACGGUGACUUUUUCAAGAGGAACCCUCAUUAUGAAUGUGGUGGAUAUGAGCCUCAUCUUUCAUACCUCCAGGAGAAUGAUGGAAAUGUGUUGAUGAGAAAUGUCCAAGAGGACCCCAAAAUAAGACACACUCCCUAUAGCACCCGGCACAACAAGAGGAGAGUGAAAUGGCAAAAUGAAGGCCAUAUCCAUAUUACUGUGUGGAGAGACAGAAAAACUCUGAAGAGAGAAAUGGGGGUGAACGCACAAAAUGGAAACCCAGGGAAAUGGUUCAAGAUCAAUAUUCCCUAUGGGAAAAAGUAUGACAAGACAUGGCUAAUGAAUUCAAUCCAGAGCCAUUGCAGUGUCCCCUUCACUCCAGUCGAUUUUCACUACGUGAAAAACCAGGCUCGGUUCUUUGUCCAGGAUGUUGGCACUGCCUCUGCACUGAAGGAUGUCAGCUGCAAGAUUUAUGAUGAGGAGAACCGAAAGAUAUCUAUCUUUGUCAAUCCCUCCUCUGUACCCUACUCUGUGAGGUAUAAGUUGGAGCCAGAAGAAAUGGAGCAGCUAAAGCUGACCAUGAACAAACGCUAUGACGUCUCCCAGCAAGCUCUUGACCUCCAGUGUCUCCGCUUUGACCCAGACUUGGUAGGCCAUGAUAUAGAUAUAAUCCUGAACCGAAGAAACUGCAUGGCAGCCACCCUGCAGAUCAUUGAAGAGAAUUACCCUGAGCUAUUGUCCUUGAACUUGAGCAACAACAAACUGUAUGGGCUAGAUGGUCUGUCUGACAUUAUAGAGAUGGCCCCCACAGUCAAGAACCUGAACCUCUCCAAAAAUGAGCUGAACUUGCUGUGGGAGUUAAACAAGAUUAAAGGACUGGAGCUUGAAGAGCUUUGGCUAGAAGGAAACCCCUUGUGUGACACCUUUCCAGACGAGUCCACCUACAUAAGUGCCAUCAAGGACUGUUUUCCUAAGUUGUUACGCCUGGAUGGCCAGGAGUUAUCACCACCAGUUAUCACUGAUACUGACACACCCUGCUUGUUAAAGCCCUGCAAGGAAAGCUACAAAGGAUCUGAUGCCCUGAAGAGUCUAGUCCUGCAGUUCCUGCAGCAGUACUAUUUCAUCUAUGAUUUUGGAGACCGUCAGGGUCUCCUCGGUGCCUACCAUGAUGAGGCCUGCUUCUCCCUGGUCAUUCCAUUAAACCCCAAGGACCCAGGCCCAAGCAGUUUGUGGGAGUACUUCAAGGAAAGCAGGAAUAUGAAGAAGCCCAAGGACCCCUCCCUGUGUGUUCAGCCACUAAAUCACACAAAAUAUGACAUCGUGGGCUCCCUCUGUGUGCUGCCCAAAACACAGCACGAUCUCAGCUCCUUCUUGGUGGACAUGUGGUUCCAGACGGAAAGGAUGCUCUGUUUCACUGUCCAUGGGGUGUUCAAGGAAGUGGAGGGAAAGUCUCAGGGUUCUGUUCGCGCCUUCACCAGGACUUUCAUCACCAUCCCUGCCAGCAAUUCCAGUCUAUGCAUCGUGAAUGAUGAGCUGUUUGUGAGAGAUGCUACCCCCAGUGAGACUUGGAAUGCGUUCUCCUACCGAGAUCCUACACCAACUUCCAGCUCCAUGCCCACCGUCUCCCAGGAGCAGCAGGAAAUGGUUCAUGCUUUCUCCACUCAGUCUGGAAUGAAACUCGAGUGGUCUCAGAAGUGCCUUCAGGACAAUGAGUGGAACUAUGCCAGAGCUGGUCAGGUCUUCACUAUGCUCAAGAAUGAGGGCAAGAUCCCAGAGGAGGCUUUCAAGCAAACCACCUAAAAGAAGCCUUAGAUGUCCACGUCAUCACUGUUUCUCUUUUCUGCAGCCUAAGGCUAUACCCAUGACUGGGGAUGGAGGCCUGGCUGACCACGAAAUCAAAAUUACCUUACAGGCCAGGUAACAUAAGCACCUGAAGGAUCAGUUGUUCCAUGUACUUUCCUCACACAUGAUCGCUGUUUAUUUUCAUAAUAAAG